UCACAAUAAAUAAAGUCAAGAUGGUCCAAUUUCAUAAUCUUUGCUUGUUCACGCAGCGUUAUCUAAAUCAUAAGAAAGGGGGUAAAAUAAGUAAGAAUUUUCUAGAGGCAAGCCUCCCACAAAAACAGUUUUGGAGCUUACUGGAUUACCCCUAGUGAUUCUAAGACUGAAGAACAAGAUGAGUGCCGGAGAUUCAUGUAUAGGAUAUUUAGCCCUUUGGUUUAUAUUAAGCCCUGUCAUCCUUCAGGGCGCCGGUACGUUCGGUUGGGACUGGCUCUCAGGAAAAUCGUGCAGCACAAUCGAACCCAAACUAGACUGCUGCCGGGUACAAGUAAAUAAUAACAGCUAUCGCAACAGUACUCCAUGCAGUUCUCCAUUCGUCCUCUCAGACCUUGACUUUACUGCGUACAGCCUUCAUUUCGGUGCAUUUUUGAUCAUGCUACUGCCUUUUGUGUGUGCAUGUUUUGAAAUCUGGUCAAAGCAAGAUAAGGAUCGUAAAGCUAAAAGGGAUCGUAAAACUAAAGAUGGUAAAAACAGGGACAUAAAAAACAUCUCUGUUAAAAUUAAAACGGAUGAUAAAACUAAAGUGGACGAUAAACCCGGUUGCUGUGGUGCCUUAGGCGGACUUUGCUUCUUACUUUAUCCGAUUGCAGGUUUGCUGAGUUUCAUCGGAUGCAUGAUGAUUGCAAAGAAAUUCUCUGGCUCCAGCUUUGGGCUUUCUUUUAAAUUUAGUUUAUCUGCUGGCUUAUUUGUGCUCUCAAUAAGCGAAAUUCUAAUAUUAUACUUAUGUUACAAGAGAAGAAACAAAGUGAAGCGUCAAGCUUCCAACGAUGAUCAAAUACAGACAUAUGCUCGUGGCGGUGCGGCCCCAUAUGACACCGGGCCUCCGAGUGGGCUCCAUAUUAAGUCCGCUAGAACAGAAGAAACCCACGUUGUACAUAAAAGCAACGGCUUCGUUUUGUUUAUGAAUAGUAUCAACAUAUUUCAUUUAAUUACACAUGACAAUUGAUAUAUCAGCAAAUUCAAAUUAUUUUAUGUAUGCAUAAACGCAUGAACGUAUUAUGUUUUUAAUGGAGUAUUACUUUUCAUGUUUUCUUCUUUGUUGGUUAAGAUGUGCAGACGGGAAGUUGAAAUGUUUAUGAUUGCUUAUAAAAUGUCUAUUUUUUGUUUACUGAAGGCCUUGUUGAAAAUAAGAUUUUGUGUUACUUUUACACUGUUGUAUAAACAUUCUAUCACACAAUAGGUUGGAUGCAUGCAUGUUGUAUUUACAUUGCGGGUUAUUAUGGCAAAUUGACUCUUAUAUUUUUUUUCUGAUUCAAUUUAUAUAACUGUGAUUUUAUUGUUUUUAAGAUGAUUUUACAAAAGAAUUUGUAUAAACAAAUAAAUGGAUAUAAUCAUAUUGAUAUUUUUAUGCAUGUUAGCAGGCAGAGACUUAAAAAGACAUAUAUGUAACUAAAUAUAUGAACAAAGCUAGUGUUUAUGGUAAAAUUUAAAAAGUAAUAAAAUAAUGUUUUAGAUGAGAUAAAAGGAGUUAAUAAUGAGAUAGUUGCCUUGAAAUCGUGUUAUUUGUAUGAGUAUACUGUACACAAUGCAGCUUGUUCUGUAUUCAUUGAUAUCAAAAUUAUAAAUUAUUGCUCAGUUUUAUAUCUGCUCGUAAAAUUAUUAAAAUAAAAUAUUUAUUAAAAUAUUA
This is a messenger RNA of Ruditapes philippinarum (Manila clam), 1690 nucleotides long. RefSeq lists its product as uncharacterized. The transcript is spliced from 4 exons. NCBI's taxonomy places the organism in Eukaryota, Metazoa, Mollusca, Bivalvia, Venerida, Veneridae. The record is from RefSeq and is a predicted model, not a curated record. Bases 179 to 1009 code for a protein of 276 amino acids.